AUGUCGCACUCCGAUCAUCAACCCACUUUCCCUGGCCCACCAGUGAUUGUGGCAGACGAAAUUCCGACGGAAACACCAAUUGACGCCGUGGUUUUAUCAGAAAUCGGGCUGUUUCGCCGUCCUUUACAAGUGGUGAGCCUUGGUUCUUCAGCCUGGGCUCAAAGAUAUCGGAUUGAUGUCGAGGACCAAGAUCAGACAGAAAGCUAUUUCUUGAAGAUAUCAUUAGGGGUCCAUGGCAAGGAAGCCCUCAGAGGGGAAUUCGAAUCUACUUUAGCAAUCCACAGCAUAAUUGGAAGCUUCACUCCUAAGCCAAAUGGAUGGGGAUCUUUCAAGGCACUUCCAGGCGUACAUUAUUAUUUCUGUCGAUUCUAUGAACUUGCAGAGCAUGCCCCCAAGCCAGCUGAGUUUUGCCAGAUGGUCGCCUUUCUCCAUUCGAGGAGCGAAUCGCCAAACGGAAAAUUCGGGUUUCACCUUGUGACAUACAACGGCGAUCUGCCCCAGGAGAAUGGAUACACUGACACAUGGGAGGAAUUCUUCAGAAUUGGCUUUGAGCACAUGAUCGAUAUGAACAUCGAGCGUGGUGGGGUAUGGGCUGAGCUGGAAGGCUUAUAUACUGCUAUGAUUGUCAAAGUCAUUCCCCGCUUGUUAAGGCCAAUGGAGACGGGAAGGCGGUCCAUCAAGCCAGCCCUCGUCCACGGAGACCUGUGGUGCGGAAAUGCCGCUAUCAAUUCGGCCACCGGAAGGCCGUUGAUAUAUGAUCCUGCCAGCUUCUAUGCGCACAAUGAGUAUGAAUUGGGCAAUUGGCGUCCUGAGAGAAAUGGGUUUACGAGGAGUUACUUUGAUGCCUAUCAUUCAAUCAUCCCAAAGACUGCCCCAACAGAAGACUAUGAUGACCGGAUUGCACUAUAUUCAAUGUAA
Molecule: messenger RNA, 918 nt
Organism: Aspergillus niger
Lineage: Eukaryota; Fungi; Ascomycota; Eurotiomycetes; Eurotiales; Aspergillaceae
Exons: 4
Coding region: 1-918 (305 amino acids)
Source: RefSeq, a predicted model, not a curated record